Molecule: messenger RNA, 2082 nt
Organism: Penicillium macrosclerotiorum
Lineage: Eukaryota; Fungi; Ascomycota; Eurotiomycetes; Eurotiales; Aspergillaceae
Product: Acetoacetyl-CoA synthetase
Exons: 5
Coding region: 1-2082 (693 amino acids)
Biological process (GO): lipid metabolic process
Cellular component (GO): cytosol
Molecular function (GO): acetoacetate-CoA ligase activity
Source: RefSeq, a predicted model, not a curated record
AUGGCGGUGCCUUCUAUUCCCCGGAAGCUUUGGCAGCAUCCAGACCCAGAAUCGACGCAGAUGGGUCGGUUUCGGCGCGAUCUAGAGCACGCGACGGGGAAGCAAUUCAAUUCCUUCUACGAGUUGUACCUCUAUUCGGUCCAGCAGCGCUCUGCUUUCUGGGCCUUCUGCCUGGAAAAUUCCCCACUCAUCUACGAAGGCACUUACACCAGAGUCGUGGACGAGUCCGCCCGGAUGGAUAGCGUGCCCGCCUGGUUCACAGGGAUACAGCUAAAUUUCGCCGAGAACCUGCUCUUCUCGCGCGGUGCGGGGGAUACCACGGGCAAGGAGGACCAUAAGAUCGCCGUCACCGAAGUUCGAGAAGGCGAUGUGAAAAACGCCGUCCACCUCACCUGGGGCCAGCUGAGACAGCGGACGGGUGCGUUGAGCCAGGCGAUGAAAGCCAAUGGGGUUGCUCGGGGUGACCGGGUCGCGGUCUGCUCGGCGAACAGCAUCGAUACGCUACUCGUGUUUCUAGCCUCGACGGCCAUCGGGGCGAUAUUCUCGUCCAGCUCAACAGAUAUGGGAGUCAAAGGUGUAUUGGACCGGUUGUUGCAAAUCAAGCCGCGCUGGCUGUUUAUGGAUGACUCGGCCGUCUACAAUGGGAAGACGAUUGAUUUGCGAGCCAAGAUGCGAGACAUUGUGCAAGGCAUGGGUUCGGUGGCCGAGUUUCAGGGCGUCGUGUCGCAGCCACGAUUCCCAUCGAUCCCGGCGGAUGUAAGCAGUGUCCCCAGAAGUAGGACGUUAGGUCACUUCCUGGCCAGCGCAGGUCCGGGCAACAACCGUCUCGAGUUUGUGCGAGUUGGAUUCCGCGAUCCCCUGAUGAUCGUGUAUUCGUCUGGCACGACUGGUCAGCCGAAGUGUAUUGUGCAUUCCGUGGGUGGGAUCCUGCUGAAUGGCUUCAAAGAAGGUGGUUUGCACACGGAGCUCGGGCCGGACAGUGUGGGAUUGCAAUAUACCACGACCGGAUGGAUCAUGUAUCUGUCGGCUGUGCAGACCCUGCUCUUUGGAGCGCGGGUGGUGUUGUAUGAUGGCAGUCCCUUCAUCCCGGAUGUGACAGCACUGGUUACCAUUGCAGCGCAAGAAAGGGUGACCCAUCUGGGCAUCUCUCCACGCUGGCUGCACGAGCUGCAGCGGGCGAAGAUCCGACCCCGUGAGAUGGUCGAUCUGAGCGCAUUGCAGGUGGUGACGAGCACUGGCAUGGUGCUUCGCGAUGAGCUGUUCGAGUGGUUCUAUGAUGAAGGAUUUCCCACGCACGCACGGCUCAACAACAUCUCCGGUGGCACCGAUCUGGCCGGGUGCUUUGGUAUCAGCAACCCGCUAGGGCCUGUGUAUGUGGGUGGAUGUGCCGGGUUCAGUCUGGGCAUCCCCGUGGAGGUCUACGAUUCCACGAUCGAGGGCGGCGUGGGCAUUCCGGGCGUGAGCAUUGAAGAUGGCAUCCCGGGCGAGUUGGUUGCUCCCUUGACGUUUCCCAACAUGCCGACGCAGUUCUGGGGUGACACCGAUGGCAAGAAAUACUUCAAUGCCUAUUUUGCGCGAUUCGAUAAUGUCUGGACCCACGGUGAUUUUGUCUCCGUCCACCCGAUCACCAAACAAUUAGUCUUUCACGGCCGUGCCGACGGGGUCCUCAACCCUUCCGGCGUGCGAUUUGGCUCGGCGGAGAUCUAUCGGGUCAUUGAGGGCCAGUUCUCGCAAGAGAUCGCGGAUUCGAUUUGUGUGGGCCAACGCCGGCCGUCCGACCCCGACGAGCGAGUCAUGCUCUUCCUACUGAUGAAGCCGGGCAUGGCAUUCACCUCCGAUCUUGUGGCACGUAUCAAGAGCGCCAUUCGGGCCGAACUUAGCGCCCGCCAUGUCCCGACUUUCAUUUUCGAGACACCCGAAAUUCCCACGACGGUGAACUUGAAGAAAGUGGAGCUUCCCAUCAAACAAAUAGUAUCCGGCAAGCGGAUCCAGCCCUCGGGGACGCUGCUCAACCCGGGCAGCCUGGAAUUUUAUUACCGCUUUGCCGAAGUGGAGAAGCUUGUGCGCGAGAGUAAACUUUAA